Molecule: messenger RNA, 2400 nt
Organism: Brassica napus (rape)
Lineage: Eukaryota; Viridiplantae; Streptophyta; Magnoliopsida; Brassicales; Brassicaceae
Product: U-box domain-containing protein 30-like
Exons: 1
Coding region: 579-1910 (443 amino acids)
Biological process (GO): protein ubiquitination
Molecular function (GO): ubiquitin protein ligase activity
Source: RefSeq, a predicted model, not a curated record
AAUUUCUCAAUUUAAUAUUUUCUAUUUUAAUUUCUCAAGAAAACAAAAACAAAGACAAUCACUCACUACUACUAGUCACAGAAGAGGGUAAGAGAGAAGAAAACAAAGAAAGAGGGUACUUGUUACUUCUUCGUCAUUCUCACAAAUUCGUCAUCUGGGUUCCCUCAAAUUCUCUUCCUUUUCUUAAUAACCUUCUGGAGAUCUUCUGGUUGCAAAGUGCAAACCAGAUUUGGUUGUACUCAUCUCUCUCUCUCUCUCUCUCUUUAUUCUCAUUCUUCAUGAUUUCUCAUUUUUUUCUGUUUCUUUUUGGGCUUCAAUCAUGUGUUUAUGAUGUUGAGUUAUUAAAACUAUAAUUGAGUGAAACCUUUCUUUUUUGACCGUUGAAUAAAGGGAAAGAGAGGAAGAAGAAGAAGAAGAAGGAAAGAUUGUGUCUUUGUGAGAUUAAGACAUGCGUUUCUGUUCUGUCUUUUAGCUCUCCUUUUGUUUACCAUCAAUGUUGCACAAAAUUGAUAGUUAGUUAGAGAGAGAGAGAGAGAGAGUUUCUGUAAUUCUUUUUCUUUAAAGAUUAUUUGUUAAAAAUGCCGAUGUUUCAGCCGUUGAAGAGAGACGGGCUAGUCGGUGGCGAUGGGCAAGUGUUAGAUCUGGACACGGCGGUGAAAGACGGAGUUCUCGGGGGAGUAAACGGCGGCGGAGGAGUUGUGGAUGAGAAGGUAGAUCUGAAAAGCAUGAUAAAGGAGCUAGAUUUACAAGACAUACCCUCCGUUUUCAUCUGCCCAAUCUCCCUGGAGCCGAUGCAAGAUCCCGUGACCUUGUGCACAGGCCAGACCUACGAGAGGUCCAACAUCCACAGAUGGUUCAGCCUCGGCCACUUGACUUGUCCCACCACAAUGCAGGAGCUUUGGGACGACGCCGUCACUCCCAACAGAACCCUUCACCAUUUGAUCUACACUUGGUUCUCUCAGAAGUACGUGUUGAUGAAGAAACGCUCCGAGGAUGUUCAAGGCCGAGCCAUCGAGGUUCUCGGGACCCUGAAGAAGGCUAAAGGGCAAGCUAGGGUUCACGCCUUGAGCGAGCUUAAGCACAUCGUCCUGGCUCAUCUCAUGGCCAGGAAGACUGUUGUCGAAGAAGGAGGCGUCUCUGUCAUCUCUUCUCUUUUGGGACCUUUCACUUCCCACGCGGUUGGAUCUGAGGUUGUUGCCAUUCUCGUGAGUCUUGAUCUUGAUUCGGAUUCCAAGUCGGGGUUGAUGCAGCCUGCGAAGGUUUCUUUGAUCGUCGAUAUGUUGAAUGAUGGAUCCAACGAAACUAAAGUCAAUUGCGUUAGGUUGAUAAGAGGGUUGGUGGAGGAGAAAGGGUUUAGACCAGAGCUGGUCUCGAGUCAUAGUUUGCUUGUCGGGUUGAUGAGAUUGGUUAAGGAUAAAAGACACAGAAACGGAGUGUCACCCGCUCUUGGUUUGCUCAAACCGAUCUCUGCUCAUAAGCAAGUUCGAAGCUUGAUGGUUAGAGUCGGUGCAGUGCCUCAAUUAGUCGACAUCUUACCGUCUUUAGACCCGGAUUGUCUGGAAUCAGCUCUGUUUGUGCUUGAUGCUUUGUGUUCAGACAUGGAAGGAAGAGUUGCUGUCAAAGACUCGGCAAACACCAUUCCUUACACCGUUAAGGUACUGAUGAGGGUUACUGAGAGUUGCACUAACUACGCGUUGUCGAUUCUUUGGUCUGUCUGUAAGUUAGCUCCAGAGGAAUGUUCACCUCUUGCUGUUGAGGUGGGUCUUGCUGCAAAGCUGUUGCUCGUGAUUCAGAGUGGGUGUGAUCCGGCGUUGAAGCAGCGGUCAGCUGAGCUACUCAAGCUGUGUAGUCUACAUUAUUCAGACACCAUGUUUAUUUCCAAAUGCAAACUCACAAGGACAAUCCAAUAGCAUAAAAUUUAUAUCUUUGGCACUGAUGAAGAUAUCUAUGGAGCAGUAUAUGCGAGAUGAGUUGAGAAUCUGCCCCAUGCCCUGAUGUAUAUACAUAAGAUGGAGAGUUUGAAGAUUCAGCUAUUGGUAUGCAAGCAAUCUGCAGAUGGAAACACACAAAGCUACUUUGUUGGUUAGGAGGAUGGGUAUGUAACGGUUUAAUGAUGGUUCCGUUUUCAAUAAACAAUGGGGGUUAGCAAAUCUGUGUAAAGUUACUGCCUUUGAUUACAUUUAGUGUUGUUACUUCCUCUCUACUUGGGUCCUUGUGAGAGGUUGUUUUGCUUUUUGACCACUCAAAACAGAAAGGAAAAAAAAAGAAGAAAGAAGCAAAAUCUUUUGACCUGAAGCUUGUGUCAUCUUUAAGCUUUUUGAAUCUCUUUUCUUCAUUCAAUGUUUUUCUGUUACAUUUUCUUAAUUUUAGAAAUUAGAAAAAUGUCUUUAUUGCUCACUA